Molecule: messenger RNA, 1126 nt
Organism: Athene cunicularia (burrowing owl)
Lineage: Eukaryota; Metazoa; Chordata; Aves; Strigiformes; Strigidae
Gene: MARCHF11
Product: membrane associated ring-CH-type finger 11
Exons: 4
Coding region: 212-745 (177 amino acids)
Biological process (GO): protein ubiquitination
Molecular function (GO): ubiquitin-protein transferase activity
Source: RefSeq, a predicted model, not a curated record
AAGAACAACUGUUGACUAUGCAUUCCGUUGAGCUUUUACAAGUGCAAUCUCCUGUGAUGAAAAACCCAAUAAAGGUGAGUUGUUAAAUCCUUGCCGCUGCGAUGGGUCUGUACGGUACACGCAUCAGCUUUGCCUCUUAAAGUGGAUAAGUGAAAGAGGGUCAUGGACCUGUGAACUCUGCUGUUACAGAUACCAUGUUAUAGCAAUUAAAAUGAAAAGGCCUUGCCAGUGGCAAAGCAUUACUAUAACACUGGUUGAGAAAGUGCAGAUGGUUGCUGUAAUCCUAGGAUCUCUGUUCUUAGUAGCAAGUGUGACUUGGCUUCUAUGGUCAGCCUUCAGCCCUUAUGCAGUAUGGCAAAGAAAGGACAUCCUUUUUCAAAUCUGCUAUGGAAUGUAUGGUUUUAUGGAUCUAGUAUGCAUAGGACUGAUAGUACAUGAAGGUGCAUCUGUUUAUCGAGUGUUUAAGCGCUGGAGGGCUGUGAAUCUACACUGGGAUGUGUUAAAUUAUGAUAAAGCCACAGACAUAGAAGAAAGCAAUCGAGGAGAAUCCUCAGCAGGAAGGACAUUGUGGUUACCACUGACUGCAUUUAGAAACAGAAGUUUAGUUCAUCCAACACAGUUAACCUCACCAAGAUUUCAGUGUGGCUAUGUAUUGUUACAUCUGUUCAACCGCAUGAGACCUCAGGAAGAUUCAUCAGAGGAUAACAGCUCUGGAGAAGUAGUGAUGAGAGUGACCUCAGUGUAAAGAUUAUGCUCACUGUGCUACACAGAUAAGGAUAAUGUGCCCUGGUGUUACAGGACUUUGGAAUGUAGUUACGAUGAAUGGUGAAACCAUUAACACUUGAAAAAAAUAUAUACACAUUUUUUAAAAAUUUAAUGCUUUUUAUAUGAUCAGCUAUAACACAAAUACAUUUUUCUGGGGAAAAAAGUCUCUUGCUUUUUAUAUAGUCUGGUUUAUUAGCUCUUUUAUCAAUUUGUACUUGAGGCAUAUACAAUAUAGUUUAACUCUUAGGUCUUUGAAUUAUGAGGAAACUCAUUUUUAAGUAAAAAAAUAUUUAAAUGUAUUUUCUUAAACUCUGGCUUUAAUCCACUACUGUUAUUUUUCCCCACUUUCAUGAGGAUUAAA